Monopterus albus (swamp eel) is the source of this 3507-nucleotide messenger RNA. It is a transcript of the gene hmgcs1, whose product is annotated as 3-hydroxy-3-methylglutaryl-CoA synthase 1 (soluble). Gene Ontology annotation, molecular function: hydroxymethylglutaryl-CoA synthase activity. The record is from RefSeq and is a predicted model, not a curated record. The transcript is spliced from 10 exons. Gene Ontology annotation, biological process: acetyl-CoA metabolic process. Bases 576 to 2123 code for a protein of 515 amino acids. NCBI's taxonomy places the organism in Eukaryota, Metazoa, Chordata, Actinopteri, Synbranchiformes, Synbranchidae.
UGUUUUAACCCAGAUUACAAUAAUCAGUGUGAUUUUGUUUUUAACUGUUUAGUUUUAAUAUGUUAUUUAACUGGGCUGUAGGUGUGUGUAAUGAUUAUCUAUGAAGUUCGAGUCAGGGUUUUAAGUUAGCUAGCGAAUUCUAACAACAGCUGAUAUUCAGAUAUGUUAAGAAAUAAGUCCGCUAACGUUAACUUUAAAUUCGGCUAAUGCUACGUUUUUGUAUGUAUGGCUGAAGGUGAGGUACGUUCCAUGAGCUGGAUAGGAAGCAGGUCCAUCAUCUGUUUGGUCCGGGUAGCUAUUUUACCGGAUGAAAUCAUAUUUCUAACUCCGUAUUACGACCCGUUAAAUUCGUUUGCCUAAAUGGGGAUUUUACCUGUUGUUACCCUUUUUCUCUUUUCUGCAACAAAACAGUCUUUUCUUACUGACCGCUCAGGGUGACAUUCUAACGGGAUAAAGUUUUUGGCACCGGUCACAAACUAUUUCCGUUGCGGGAAAUGUUGCCCUUUCACCCAGUUUUACUCUCCCAUAUUUUUGUUUGAUAUCCGUCUCCCAAACUAAAACUUUAUGUAGUUGGGAUGCCAGGAUCAGCAGCAAUCAAUUGCUUGGGAUCAUGGCCCAAAGAUGUGGGUAUCAUUGCAAUGGAACUGUACUUCCCGGCCCAGUAUGUAGACCAGGCUGAGCUGGAACAGUUUGACGGAGUGCCUGCUGGGAAAUACACGGUGGGCCUGGGCCAGGCUCGUAUGGGCUUCUGCUCUGACCGUGAAGACAUUAACUCUCUGUGCCUGACGGUGGUCCAGAGGCUGAUGGAGAGGAAUGGCCUGUCCUACGACAGCGUGGGUCGACUGGAGGUCGGCACUGAGACCAUUAUUGACAAGUCUAAGUCUGUCAAGACAGUCAUUAUGCAGCUGUUUGAGGACUCUGGUAAUACAGACGUGGAGGGCGUUGACACCACAAAUGCCUGCUAUGGUGGCACAGCUGCACUCUUCAAUGCUGUCAACUGGGUAGAGUCCAGCUCAUGGGAUGGGCGUUGUGCUUUGGUUGUAGCAGGGGACAUUGCUGUCUAUGCCACAGGAAGUGCACGGCCUACGGGGGGUGCUGGUGCAGUGGCCAUGCUGAUCGGCCCGAAUGCUCCUCUGGCCUUUGAACGAGGUCUGCGAGGAACCCACAUGCAGCAUGCAUACGACUUCUACAAGCCAGACAUGAUGUCAGAGUACCCUGUGGUGGAUGGCAAGCUUUCGAUAGAAUGCUACCUCAGUGCCUUGGACCGCUGCUACUCUGUGUAUCGCAACAAGAUCCAUGCACAAUGGCAAAGAGAGGGUUCAGAGAAGCGCUUCAGCCUGGAGGACUUUGACUAUCUAGUCUUUCACUCCCCAUACUGCAAGCUGGUGCAGAAGUCAUUGGCCAGACUCGUGCUGAAUGACUUUCUGAGCCACCCCAGCCCCAACACUGAGACUGGACCCUUCACAGGCCUCGACGCUUUCAGAGAUGUACAACCAGAAGAGACCUACUUUGACCGGGAUGUGGAGAAGGCCUUCAUGAAGGCCAGCGCAGAUAUGUUUGAGAGGAAGACCAGGCCAUCCCUGCUGAUCUCCAACCAGAAUGGAAACAUGUACACCCCAUCUGUCUAUGGCUGCCUGGCAUCACUCAUUGCACACCACGCCCCCUCACAGAUAGCAGGACAGAGGAUUGGAGUUUUCUCCUACGGCUCAGGAUUUGCUGCUAGUCUGUAUUCUCUCCGAGUAACACAGGACCACACACCCGGAUCUGGUCUGGACAAACUUGUGUCCAGUCUGAGUGACCUGAAGGUCAGACUGGACUCUAGGAAGAAGGUAUCACCUGCUGUCUUCUCUGAGAACAUGAAGCUGAGAGAGGAGACUCACCACUUGGCCAGCUACAUCCCCCGAAGCUCAGUGGAGGAUCUGUUUCCAGGAACAUGGUACCUGACACGGGUGGAUGAGAAACACCGCAGGGAAUAUGCCCGCACACCUCUGGACCACCACCGGCCUGCAGAGCCAGAACUUGUUCGCUCCAGCACUGCCACAGAACACAUCCCCAGUCCAGCCAAGAAAAUGCCUCGCAUCCCUACAGUCACCACCGGGCCUAAGGCUGCUGUCAGCAACUGAGAGCUCGGCUGACCUCUGAGAGGUAUCAUGCUCGAAUAACUAGACACUACUGGAGGUCAGAAGUGUCACCUCCCAAAUCGUUACAUGUUAAACUUGAUUAGGUCGGAGCAGUGUGUCAAAGUGUUACGUGGACAGCUUGUACCCUUCCCAUCAUCCCUGUGCUCCAUUUUUCAUACUGUUGUACAGUAAACUCUGUAUUUGACUACAGAGUGUUUUCAUUACGGUAAUCUUAUGUUUUAGCGGUCCUUUAUUUCAGAGUUUACAUUUUUACAUAGUUUUACAUUUGUACAAAAUGGACAGUUGUACAGUAUAUUUGAGAAGAGCGCAGGCAGACUUGAGUUGAACGAGCCGACUUCCCUCUGGCAGCUGGCAGCCAGUGACGGGAAGGCAAGGGACAAAGUUAAUGGGGCUUCAGGCCUGCACCUGAUUGAGAGCAAAGGGAAGUGGGCCUCAACUGUGUUUAUGUAUCAAAAUAGUGCUGUUGUUGCCGCCAUGGUAACCCAGCGUGAGACGGAGCUCGUAGCCUCUCUCUCUGUGUUCAGUACCUCAGUUUUCUAUGAAGGGAUGUAGUAAGUCUUCUACAGGACUCUGCGGGUUCAUGUGUGAACCUGUGACCAUGCAUCAGGAACAAAUAGGCUGGAACUGCCGUUGACUGCUGGAGCUGAGACCACGUUGUAGGAACUGUUCAUCCACACACAAGAUCUGUGAUGCCCCUCAGACAGAAGACCAAGAGAUUCAUGUUAAACUACAGCUUUUCAGGGUAAUAAUUAUGUUUGGACUUGAGUCACAUUUUUAAAGUCAGCACCCACUGGGAAACAUAACAGCCCUUCACUGAGAUGUGGGGCUGUCAUAAUGCUUGAGAAGUCGGCCCAACUGGUGUUUACACUGCAGAUAUCCACAUGUGUUCUAAGUACAAAAAGGCUCCAUUCACAAUCCAGCAAACUAAAAUUAAACCAGGCUAAUGCAGUGGUUGUGCUAUACCUCAUCCUUUCACCCAACUUCAUGUGAGCAGUGUUGUGUGAAGCUGUUGGCUUGUACUGUUAUACUGGAGGUGUAAUUGAUAUAAAUGACAGUAAGACUAAAUACUAACACCUCUAAGUAAUGCAAAAUGACCAUGAUGUUGAAUCGCCACCUCUGUGAAACAGUGCAGAGUGAACCUUAGGGAAGAGACACACCAAGCCAAUGGUCGGUUGCCGUCAGUGAGCGUCUGUCAGGGAUCACCUUCCUGGUGUGUCCUGCACUGUUGGUGCUAAUCGGCCUCUGGCGGUGGCUUUUCAGAUGAUUCGACGUGUUGGUGGCUAGGUCUCAUCAGUGAGAGAGAGAGAGAGAGAGCUUAGCAAAUCAAUGCAUGAGAAGAGAACUGUUUGGGAAAGCCCCUUCAGCC